AUGCAGGCCCUUCUCCGUACGCGCCUCCCCGCGCGGUCUAUCCCCCGCAUCCCUUCCCGCGCCAUGGGGUCCUACGCCACCUUCAAGGUCCCUCGCAUCGACAACGAGCCCAACAAACACUAUGCUCCUGGCUCGCCCGAUCGCAAAGGUCUCGAGGAAGCCCUCGCGCGUAGACAAAGCCCUCUCAACGUCCCUCUCGUCAUUGCCGGCCAAGAGAUCAAAUCCUCUUCCACUCUCACUCAAUCCAACCCCGCGACCCACGCCACUGUCGCUACCUACUCCAAUGCCACCACCGACCAGGUCCAGUCCGCCAUUGACGCCGCGCUGGCCGCCCGCAAGGACUGGGCUGCCACCUCUUUUGCCGACCGCGCCUCGGUCUUCCUCAAGGCCGCCGAUCUGAUCUCCUCAAAGUAUCGCUACGACAUCAUGGCCCUGACCAUGCACGGUCAGGGCAAGAAUGCUUGGCAGGCCGAGAUCGAUGCCGCCGCCGAGCUGUGUGACUUCUUCCGCUUCGGUGUCAAGUACGCCGAGGACAUGUACGCCCAGCAGCCCGUCCACCACGCCCCCGGCGUCUGGAACCGCGUCGAGUACCGUCCGCUCGAGGGCUUCGUCUACGCCAUCUCCCCCUUCAACUUCACCGCCAUCGGUGGUAACCUUGCCGGCGCUCCCGCCCUCAUGGGCAACGUCGUCGUCUGGAAGCCCUCCCCCUCCGCCAUCGCCUCCAACUGGCUCGUCCACCAGAUUCUCCUCGAGGCCGGUCUCCCCCGCGAUGUCAUCCAGUUCGUCCCUGGCGAGGCCGAGGACGUCACCCGCACUGUGCUGAACCACCCCGACUUCGCCGCCCUGCACUUCACCGGCAGCACUGCCGUCUUCCGCAGCCUCUACGGCCAGAUCGCCGCUGGCGUCGCUGAGGGCAAGUACCGCAGCUACCCGCGCAUCGUCGGUGAGACCGGCGGCAAGAACUUCCACCUGGUGCACAAGUCGGCCGACCUGCGCAACGCCGUCGUCCAGACCGUCCGCGGCGCCUUUGAGUUCCAGGGCCAGAAGUGCAGCGCCACCUCGCGCGCCUACAUCCCGGCCUCGCGCGCCGACGAGUUUGUCGAGCAGAUCGUCGCCGAGACCAAGCAGCUCUCCGUCGGACCCCCGACCGACUUCACCAACUUCUGCGGCCCCGUCAUCCACGAGGGCUCCUUCACCAAGCUGGCCCAGGUCAUCGACGAGGCCAAGAACGAUCCCGAGCUCGAGCUGCUCGCCGGCGGCACCUACGACGCCUCCAAGGGCUGGUACAUCCAGCCCACCAUCUACCGCACCAACAACCCGGACCACCCCCUGCUCUCGCGCGAGCUGUUCGGCCCGGUCCUCGUCCUCCACGCCUACAACGAUGCCUCUGAUGCCGACUUUGCCCGCAUCUGCGAGAAGAUCGACACCACCGGCUCGUACGGUCUGACCGGCGCCGUCUUCGCGCAGGACCGCGCCGCCGUCAACCUCGCCAACGACCACCUCCGCAACGCCGCCGGCAACUUCUACAUCAACUGCAAGAGCACCGGCGCCGUCGUUGGCCAGCAGCCCUUCGGUGGUGCCCGCGCUAGUGGCACCAACGACAAGGCUGGCAGCGGCAACCUCCUGUCGCGGUUCGUCAGCUUGCGUUCCAUCAAGGAGGAGUUUGUGCCCACGCACAACGUUCCCUAUCCCAGCAAUGCCUGA
This is a messenger RNA of Aspergillus terreus NIH2624, 1704 nucleotides long. It is a transcript of the gene prnC, whose product is annotated as delta-1-pyrroline-5-carboxylate dehydrogenase prnC. The record is from RefSeq and is a predicted model, not a curated record. The transcript is spliced from 3 exons. NCBI's taxonomy places the organism in Eukaryota, Fungi, Ascomycota, Eurotiomycetes, Eurotiales, Aspergillaceae. Gene Ontology annotation, molecular function: L-glutamate gamma-semialdehyde dehydrogenase (NAD+) activity. Gene Ontology annotation, cellular component: mitochondrial matrix. The coding region runs from base 1 to 1704 and encodes 567 amino acids.